Closterium sp. Yama58-4 is the source of this 798-nucleotide messenger RNA. The record is from the annotation of a GenBank genome assembly. Lineage: Eukaryota; Viridiplantae; Streptophyta; Zygnematophyceae; Desmidiales; Closteriaceae.
AUGAGGACUUCCGCCCUGCUCUGCGGGCUCGUCCUGCUCUCCGCUUUGCUCCUGGCUGCUAACGCCGUCCCUGACGGUGUUUCUCCUUUGGGGAGCAGGCGGGCUUUAAGCCACAGCAACGACGACAGCAACUACGACUCGUCGUGCCUGGGAAAAUUUAAGACAAGCCAGGCGAAAUGCAGGAGAAAUCACAAGUGCUGCGACUUUAACGACUCGUCGUACGACAGCUACCAGUGCACGCGCAAGAUUGACAGUUGCGAGGCGAAGGCGUACAAGAAAUUCAAGGCGUGCAAGUACGGAGACGCGAAGCCCUCGUCGUCUAACAGCUGUUAUGACUGGUGCAAGUACCCAUCCCCGGUGCCAGUGCCCCAGUUUCCUGCCACCAUGAAGACAUUCGCGCUCCUCUCCGGGUUGGUUCUGCUGUCCGCACUCCUCGCCAUAACUUCCGCUGCGGAGGAGAACACAGUUUCUGCGUUCGAUGCCACUCCAGCUGUGCCUGAGGAGGGAAGCAGGCGCUUACUGACUGCUAAAGCCUCGGGCCCGACCUGCAUGGAGAAAUUCAAGAAAGCGAGCAAGGAGUGCCAGAAGAAUCACAAGUGCGCAUCGGACGACUGCACAAGCAAUACCGAACGAUGCCUCGCCAAGGCGUACAAGCACUACAAGGACUGCAAGUACCCCCCGCCGCCAAAGCCUACCUGCAAGGAGCUGUGCAAGGCGCUUUACGAUCGCUGCAUAGAGUUCCAUCGGGGCAGCUGCGGCGGGAAGUACAACAACUGCAUUCAGAACAAUUGCGAUUAG